CUAUUAUAGCAGCCCAUGGACGCGCGGCAAUAUAAUGGCCUCCACUGCCAGAGCACCAAACCACCAUAUUCACAAACAAGAACGGCACAAGCCAUGGCGUUCUCCGGCGUCGUCCACCUCAUCGCUCUCGUGAUCGCGGCCGCUGCUGCUGCCACCGAUGCGACCACCAUAACCGUGGUGAACCGGUGCUCCUAUACGAUAUGGCCAGGCGCGCUCCCAGGCGGCGGCGCGCGUCUCGACCCGGGCCAGUCGUGGCAGCUCAAUAUGCCCGCAGGCACGGCGGGCGCCAGGGUGUGGCCGCGCACGGGGUGCACCUUCGACCGCAGCGGCCGUGGCCGGUGCAUCACCGGCGACUGCGCGGGCGCUCUGGUCUGCCGCGUGUCCGGCGAGCAGCCAGCCACGCUGGCCGAGUACACGCUCGGCCAGGGCGGGAACCGGGACUUUUUCGACCUGUCCGUCAUAGACGGGUUCAAUGUGCCCAUGAGCUUCCAGCCCGUCGGCGGCGCGCCGUGCCGCGCGGCUACCUGCGCCGUGGACAUCACCCAUGAGUGUCUGCCGGAGCUGCAGGUGCCCGGAGGGUGCGCGAGCGCGUGCGGCAAGUUUGGCGGCGACACCUACUGCUGUCGUGGCCAGUUCGAGCACAACUGCCCGCCGACAUACUACUCGAGGUUCUUCAAGGGCAAGUGCCCCGACGCCUACAGCUACGCCAAGGAUGACCAGACCAGCACCUUCACCUGCCCGGCCGGAACCAACUACCAGAUCGUGCUCUGCCCUGCCCGAAAUGAUUUACACAUGGAUCAGUAAGUAGAGAGGACUAGUCCUUGUAGUCUUCCUUACUUAUUAUGAUCAUCGAUCGAUCGUAUCAGUGUGUGCCAUAUGUCCAUAUAUGCGUGGCUUCAUGACGGGUGAGUGCAUGUCAUUCAGCGAAUAAAUGUAUAAAUAAAAGGGACGUGUAAUUUUUAAGGUUAUGUGAAGUGCAACUCUGUUAUA
Molecule: messenger RNA, 990 nt
Organism: Hordeum vulgare subsp. vulgare (domesticated barley)
Lineage: Eukaryota; Viridiplantae; Streptophyta; Magnoliopsida; Poales; Poaceae
Product: alpha-amylase/trypsin inhibitor-like
Exons: 1
Coding region: 16-804 (262 amino acids)
Biological process (GO): defense response
Cellular component (GO): extracellular region
Source: RefSeq, a predicted model, not a curated record